AAAACAGUAUGACAUGCCUUGCCUUAUAACAGUGGAAUUAACUUUUUAAUGCUCGUUAUGACAAGAAAAUAACACUCAUGCUUACAGGUGUAUAAAUGCUCGAAUAAGGACGUUAUCUCGAAGGUGGACUGAGAGUAACGUUGACCUUAGCAACAGUCAGUCAGGCAGGGCUAGGCCGCAACAAAAUAGCAGAAGGUAGAAUACCUUUUUCGUAAACAAAAAUGUACAAAAGUUGCUUUUAACGUUAAAGGAGUGAAAGAAGGAGAAUGCACAGGUUGAACAUGAGCUGAAUUGAUCACGAUAACUGCGUCAACUACAUCAACUAAUAAGAAGUAUCCCUGCACCAGAUGGCGCUGUUCUAUAAUCCUGAAGUAGUAGACUAUCGCUGUCCAAUAAACUGGUACCCAAGGAGGCUUGUGUUGUGUAGGGAUGGCCACACUGAAAUUAUAUUUUGAACUCAAUUGUUUGUUUACGAGAGACAUAACUGCCAUAUACUUUUUCUACGAGCUACAAUUUAGGGAAUUGAAAAUGUCAGAUUGAAGGGGGUUACUGAAGUGUUCACACUCACUGCAGCAGCCUUCUGACGUGUCGUAUACGCUCAGUGGCAGGUGAAUAUAUGCAAUAAAAGUGACAGCAGGAUACAUCUAGGAACAGGGGAUGCUACUGAUUUUCAGCCAAUAAAACGCCGAAAGACGUCUGAUGGCUCCUAGCAAGUCUAAUUAAAGUGUUAAGCGUACCGCAUCGCAGUGUUUAGGCUAAGCAGGGGUAAAUAAGUAAUUAGACUAAGUUCUUACAGUUAAUGCUCGCAGCAUCGGAAACAUGACGUGUUGUGUCUAUUCGUUACAAUCAGUGCGACAUGACAUUCAGCCUGAUUCUGGAAGCGGUAGAUGUUGUGUUGAUGUAUUCUAAGUAAAAUUACGAGGGCGACAAUAGUGUGUGUUCCUGUGUGCGCACAGUCCCUCGUAGGCGGGAGUAAUAGCGGUCAAGUUGGUUCCCAUCGAGGAGGGGCCGUCUGUAGGGGAGUAUCUUUUGGUGAGGGAGGGUAGCGCUGAGAGAUAGAUGCUGGAAUUUCUGCAUAGACGCGUGGCGUUCAACAACAUUUAUUGUAGAGCGGUUUAUUCCUGCGGAACAUUGCCAUCGGCUCUUCUCUCACAACACCAGGACUUGUGGAGUGAUCUAGUAGCCGUCCUCUCCUCCCUUCCCCAACAGGUGGUGAGCUCAGCUCUGGUACCCCAAGAUGGCACAGCGGACUGGGCAGGAGGACCCGGAGCGAUACCUGUUUGUAGAUCGGGCAGUAGUCUACAACCCGGCCACGCAGGCAGACUGGACGGCCAAGAAGCUUGUGUGGAUCCCCUCGGAGAGGCAUGGGUUUGAGGCGGCCAGCAUACGUGAGGAGCGUGGGGAGGAGGUGAUAUUGGAGCUGGCAGAAAAUGGCAAAAAGGCAGUGGUUAACAAGGAUGACAUCCAGAAGAUGAACCCGCCCAAGUUCAGCAAGGUGGAGGAUAUGGCGGAGCUCACUUGCCUCAACGAGGCCUCUGUGCUGCACAACCUGAAGGACCGCUACUACUCCGGCCUCAUCUACACAUACUCUGGGCUCUUCUGUGUGGUGAUCAACCCUUACAAGAACCUGCCCAUCUACUCUGAUAACAUCAUUGAAAUGUACCGGGGCAAGAAGCGCCACGAGAUGCCCCCACACAUCUACGCCAUCUCUGAGGCGGCCUACCGCUGCAUGCUUCAAGAUCGAGAGGACCAAUCCAUUCUGUGCACGGGCGAGUCUGGAGCAGGGAAGACGGAGAACACCAAAAAGGUCAUCCAGUACCUGGCCCAUGUUGCCUCCUCGCACAAAGGACGAAAAGACCACAUUCCUCCCGAAUCACCUAAAUCAUCACUGAAGUUACAGCAGGGUGAACUGGAGCGUCAGCUUCUUCAAGCCAACCCCAUUCUCGAGUCCUUCGGGAAUGCCAAGACGGUGAAAAAUGACAACUCGUCGCGUUUUGGAAAAUUCAUCAGAGUCAACUUUGAUGUCACCGGCUACAUUGUCGGAGCCAACAUCGAGACUUACCUUCUGGAAAAAUCCCGAGCCAUACGUCAGGCCAAAGAUGAGCGAACCUUCCACAUCUUCUACCAGCUGCUCGCCGGAGCAGGGGAGCAUGUGAAAUCCGACCUGCUCUUAGAGGGCUUCAAUAACUACCGCUUCCUCUCCAACGGCAACGUUCCCAUUCCUGGCCAGCAGGACAAGGACAACUUCCAGGAGACCAUGGAGGCCAUGCACAUCAUGACGUUCAAUCAUGAGGAGAUCCUGGCCAUGCUUAAGGUAGUCUCAGCAUGUCUGCAGUUUGGCAACGUCGUCUUUAAGAAGGAGAGGAACACAGACCAAGCCUCCAUGCCCGAGAACACAGCUGCUCAGAAGCUCUGUCACCUGCUGGGACUGAAUGUGAUGGAGUUCACCCGCGCCAUCCUGAGUCCCCGCAUCAAGGUCGGCAGGGACUACGUGCAGAAAGCGCAGACCAAAGAGCAGGCUGACUUUGCCGUGGAGGCUCUGGCCAAGGCCACAUACGAGCGUCUGUUCCGCUGGCUGGUGCACCGCAUCAACAAGGCCCUGGACCGCACCAAACGUCAGGGAGCCUCCUUCAUCGGCAUCCUGGACAUCGCUGGCUUUGAGAUCUUUGAGCUGAACUCUUUCGAGCAGCUCUGCAUCAACUACACCAACGAGAAGCUGCAGCAGCUCUUCAACCACACCAUGUUCAUCCUGGAGCAGGAGGAGUACCAGAGGGAGGGCAUCGAGUGGAGCUUCAUCGACUUUGGCCUAGACCUGCAGCCCUGCAUCGACCUCAUCGAGAGGCCGAACAACCCCCCAGGAGUACUGGCUCUGCUGGAUGAGGAGUGCUGGUUCCCCAAGGCCACGGACAGGACGUUUGUGGACAAGGUGCUGCAGGAGCAGGGCACGCACUCCAAGUUCCAGAAGCCUCGUCAGCUCAAGGACAAGGCGGACUUCUGCAUCCUUCACUACGCCGGACGGGUGGACUACAAAUCAGAUGAGUGGCUGAUGAAGAACAUGGACCCCCUGAAUGACAACGUGGCCACGCUGCUGCACCAGUCCACAGACAAGUUUGUGGCUGAGCUGUGGAAAGAUGAGAUUCAGACCUUUCAGAGAGCCUCUUUCUAUGACAAUGUAUCUGGUCUCCAUGAGCCUCCAGUGGAUCGGAUCGUGGGCUUGGACCAGGUGGCCGGGAUGAACGAGACGGCCUUCGGCGCCUCGUACAAAACCAAGAAGGGCAUGUUCCGCACAGUCAGCCAGCUCUACAAGGAGCAGCUGUCCAAGCUCAUGGCCACUCUCCGAAACACCAACCCCAACUUCGUGCGCUGCAUCAUCCCCAACCACGAGAAACGGGCAGGUAAGCUGGACCCACAUCUGGUUCUAGACCAGCUGAGGUGCAAUGGUGUGCUGGAGGGAAUCCGUAUCUGCAGACAGGGCUUCCCCAACCGCAUCGUCUUCCAGGAGUUCAGGCAGAGAUAUGAGAUCCUCACUCCCAAUGCCAUUCCCAAGGGCUUCAUGGAUGGCAAGCAAGCCUGUGAGAGAAUGAUCCAAGGCCUGGAGCUGGACCAGAACCUCUUCCGCAUCGGCCAGAGUAAGAUCUUCUUCCGGGCCGGAGUCCUGGCGCACCUGGAGGAGGAGCGCGACCUGAAGAUCACGGACAUCAUCAUCUACUUCCAAUCCGUCUGUAGAGGCUACCUGGCUCGCAAGGCCUUUGCCAAGAAGCAGCAGCAGCUCAGUGCCCUGAAAGUCCUCCAGAGGAACUGUGCCGCCUACCUGAAGCUGCGCCACUGGCAGUGGUGGCGCGUUUUCACCAAGGUGAAGCCUCUGCUGCAGGUGACCCGGCAGGAGGAGGAGAUGCUGGCCAAGGACGAGGAGCUGGCCAAGGUGAAGGAGAAUCAGAGCAAGGUGGAGGUAGAACUGGUGGAGAUGGAGAGAAAGCGCCAGCAGCUGGUGGAGGAGAAGAACAUUCUGGCGGAGCAGCUGCAGGCUGAGACAGAGCUGUUUGCCGAGGCUGAUGAGAUGCGAGCGCGUCUGGUGGCCAAGAAGCAGGAGCUGGAGGAGAUCCUGCACGACCUGGAGUCCCGCGUGGAGGAGGAGGAAGAGAGGAACCAGUCACUUCAGAACGAGAAGAAAAAGAUGCAGUCUCACAUCCAGGACCUAGAAGAGCAGCUGGAUGAGGAGGAGGCCGCUAGACAGAAGCUGCAGUUGGAGAAGGUGACAGCUGAAGCCAAGAUCAAGAAGUGUGAGGAGGACGUUUUGUUGCUUGAGGACCAGAACUCCAAGUUCAUCAAGGAGAAGAAACUGCUGGAGGAGCGUAUCGGUGAGAUGACCUCCAUGCUGACUGAGGAAGAGGAGAAGGCCAAGAACCUGGGCAAGACCAAGAACAAGCAGGAGAUGAUGAUGGUCGACCUGGAAGAGCGCUUAAAGAAGGAGGAGAAGACCAGGCAGGAGCUGGAGAAGUCCAAGCGGAAGCUGGAUGGCGAGACCACGGACCUUCAAGACCAGAUCGCCGAGCUGCAGGCCCAGAUCGAGGAGCUGAAACUCCAGCUGGCCAAGAAAGAGGAGGAGCUCCAGGCCAUGCAGGCCAGGGGAGAUGAGGAGGUGGGCCAGAGGAACAAUGCUCUGAAGCAGGUGCGGGAGCUGCAGGCCCAGCUGUCUGAGCUGCAGGAGGACCUGGAGUCGGAGCGCGCCUCCCGCAACAAGGCAGAGAAACUCAAGAGGGACCUGGGCGAGGAGCUGGAGGCCCUCAAGACCGAGCUGGAGGACACCCUGGACACCACCGCUGCCCAGCAGGAGCUCAGGACUAAGCGAGAACAGGAGGUGACAGAGCUGAAGAAGACCAUCGACGAGGAGACCAAGAACCACGAGGCCCAAAUCCAGGAGAUGAGGCAGAGGCACGGCACGGCCCUGGAGGAGCUCUCCGAACAGCUGGAGCAGGCCAAGAGGUUCAAGGCUAACCUGGAGAAGAACAAGCAGAGCCAGGAUAGUGCCAACAAGGAGCUGGCCGUCGAGCUGAAGGGAGUGCAGCAGGCCAAGACGGAGUCGGAGCACAAGAGGAAGAAGCUGGAGGGCCAGAUGCAGGAGGUCAUGGCCCGCUUCACUGAGGGCGAGAGGCUCAAGGGCGAACUGGGCGACCGCACACACAAGCUGCAGACGGAGCUGGACAGCGUGUCUACUCUGCUGGAGGAUGCUGAGAGGAAAGGAAUCAAGAUGGCUAAAGAGGUGUCCAGUUUGGAGAGCCAGCUGCAGGACUCACAGGAACUGCUGCAGGAGGAGACGCGUCAGAAGCUGAACCUGAGCAGCCGCAUCCGUCAGCUGGAGGAGGACAAGAGCGGCCUGCAGGAGCAGCAGGAGGAGGAGGAGGAGGGGCGCAAGAACUUGGAGAAACAGCUGGCAACCCUACAGGCCCAGCUGGUGGAGUCCAAGAAGAAGCUGGAGGAUGACGUGGGGGCGCUGGAGGGCCUGGAGGAGGUGAAGAAGAAGCUGCUGAAGGACGCGGAGUGCACCAACCUGCGGCUGGAGGAGAAAGCCCUGGCCUUCGAGAAGAUGGAGAAGACCAAGACCCGUCUACAGCAGGAGUUGGACGACCUCACGGUGGACCUGGACCACCAGAGACAGAUCGUCUCCAACCUGGAGAAGAAGCAGAAGAAGUUUGACCAGUUGCUGGCUGAGGAGAAGUCCAUAUCGGCACGCUUCGCUGACGAGCGGGACCGGGCAGAGGCGGAGGCCCGGGAGAAGGAGACGAAGUCGCUGUCGCUGACCCGGGCGCUGGAUGAAGCGCAGGAGGGCAAGGAAGAGUUCGAGCGGCUCAACAAGCAGCUACGGGCCGAGAUGGAGGACCUGAUGAGCUCCAAAGACGACGUGGGCAAGAGCGUCCAUGAGCUGGAGAAGUCCAAACGCACCAUGGACCAGCAGCUGGAGGAGAUGCGCACUCAGCUGGAGGAGCUGGAGGACGAGCUGCAAGCCACCGAGGACGCCAAGCUGAGGCUGGAGGUCAACAUGCAGGCCAUGAAGGCCCAGUAUGAGAGAGACCUGGCAGGCCGUGACGAGCAGAAUGAUGAGAAGAAGAGGCUACUGGUCAAACAGGUGCGGGAGAUGGAAGCAGAGCUGGAGGAUGAGCGUAAGCAGAGGGCGCUGGCGGUGGCCGCUAAGAAGAAGCUGGAGAUGGACCUCAAAGAUCUGGAGUCUCACAUCGAAGGGUCCAACAAGGCCCGCGACGAGGCCAUCAAACAGCUACGCAAACUCCAGGCCCAGAUGAAGGACUACCAGCGGGAGCUGGAGGACGCCCGUGCCUCCCGAGACGAGAUCUUCUCCCAGUCCAGGGAGAACGAGAAGAAGCUCAAGAGCCUGGAGGCUGAGGUUCUCCAGCUGCAGGAGGACCUGGCAGCGUCUGAGAGGGCCCGGCGACACGCAGAGACGGAGCGAGACGAGUUGUGUGAUGAGAUCUCAAACAGCGCCUCUGGAAAAUCUGCCCUCAUGGAUGAGAAGAGGAGGCUGGAGGCUCGUAUUGCCCAGCUAGAGGAGGAGCUGGAGGAAGAGCAGGGCAACAUGGAGCUGCUUAAUGACCGCUUCCGCAAGACCACCAUGCAGGUGGACACCCUGACCACGGAGCUGGCGGGGGAGCGCAGCGCGGCCCAGAAGAGUGAGAACGCCCGGCAGCAGCUGGAGCGCCAGAACAAGGAGCUGAAGGCCAAGCUGCAGGAGCUGGAGGGCUCCAUCAAGAGCCGCUUCAAGAUCUCCAUCGCCGCCCUGGAGGCCAAGAUCCUCCAGCUCGAGGAGCAGCUGGAGCAGGAGGCUAAAGAGAGAUCCGCAGCCAACAAGAUUGUGCGACGGACGGAGAAGAAGCUGAAAGAGGUGUGCAUGCAGGUGGAGGACGAGCGUCGCCAUUCCGACCAGUACAAAGAGCAGCUGGAGAAGGCCAACUCACGCAUGAAGCAGCUGAAGCGUCAGCUGGAGGAGGCGGAGGAGGAGGCCACGCGCGCCAACGGCUCCCGCAGGAAGCUGCAGAGAGAGCUGGACGACGCCACCGAGGCCAGCGAGGGCCUGAGCCGCGAGGUCAACACGCUCAAGAGCCGCCUCAGGCGGGGGGGUCCCAUCAGCUUCUCGUCGGGGCGCUCCGGGCGCAGGCAGCUGCAGGUGGAGGGCAUGUCCCUGGACGCGUCUGACGACGACCUCGACAGGGGGGCCAGCGAUGCAGCAAACGCCAAUGACACCACAGCCCCCCAGGCCAACAACCAUCAGCAACCACAACCACAGCAGCAGCCCCAGCAACAACCACAGCAGCAGCAGCCCCAGCAGCAGCAGCAGCAACAGCCCUAGCCCCAGGCCAAGAUGAGAGGCUCUUCAGCAGGCAUGCAGCAUGCCCUCUCUCUUACCCCAGACGCAGGCGCUGCCUCUAGAGACCCAAAUGAUCCUUUGCUUCCUAGUGGUCUCAGCAUGGACCACCACUCUGCCUUACCAGCCCCCUUCCCAAUCACACACACAGUCAGCACUCAAUGGCAAGCUGCAGGGCCAAGAAAACAAUCUAUUAUAUUCCUCUCUUUCUCUCUCUCUCUCUAAUUUUGUCUUGUAUGCAUAGCCUUGGAAUAGUAUACUUGGAUCUAGGCUGAAUAUUGAAAUACCUUUCGAAGAGCAAUUCUAAAAUAUAGUCUGUGCUUUAUAUGUGUGCAGGCACUCCGAUAGAUAAUCAAGAGGGGUCAUCCGUUUGUUUGGUUUUUCUUAUUUUAUUUUUCAUUUUCUUUGUGUGUGUGUGUGUGUGUGUGUGUGUUUUCCUUUUUCCCCCCUCAGUCUACCUGUAGGACUUUUUUUUGCCUCAGGUAAACUUUGCCUAUAUUCAUUUAUCUGAAAGGCUAGACAGCACAUCUCCCCCAAUGUGUAUGGUUUCACAGGCUGCACUGUUCAACUUGAAUGCUCAGUCUGCGACCUGUUCAUAAGGCACAUGAGAAGCCAACUCACUGAGGGAAAUAUCUUGAGGAUGAAAUUUAAAACAGAAUCUGUUACUCUUUUUUGUUACCAUUUAAAUGUAGAUUAGUAUUUAAAACACUAAGGGCAAACCAUGAAAAAGCUCCGCUGAAUUGGAAAUAUGGGGUAAAUGAUCAGCUCUUCCAGAAAAUGGCACAAUCAUUAAUAAUGGAAUUGGACCUUUUAAAUCAUGCUGCUUUAAAGUAUUGGACUGCAGGGGUCCAGUGUAGUCCAAGUAUCUACUCUGUCCUGUGAGUGACUCUCGUGCCCUCCUCACUCAACAGGAUUGAGGGGGGGCACAUAAAUAUGGUUCCCUGUCACUGUACUGAUGCAAUGAGAAUCAUGGUCCAUUCCUUGUAAUUUUGCCUUUGUUUUCUUAAUCUUAACAAACAUGAGUACCUGUAAAUGGUUCAGUGCCCUGUCAUUACUUUAAAGUAAAAUAUCCCAGUCCGAUGAGCAGGAGGAAGCAAUGUUUUUCAUUGCAGUUUAAUUUUGCAUCAAUACUUGACAGCAAUUUGACAGCAAACUACAGGUCAGUGUUGUUAUAGGAUAUCAAGUCACAGGUCCUUACCCUUCACAUUUGCCAUAUACAUAUGCAUAUUGUAUAUAGUAUUUAGAAGACUUAAAUUCCAUACCUGUGAGCUGUUGAGGCAUUAAUGUAUUAAUUAUUACAAUUACAACUUUGGAAAAUGUAUUAAUUAUUACAAUUACAAUUUUGGAAAAUGUUUUACUAAUUUCAUUUUUGAAAAGUGCCUUAGCCACGAUAGAAAGCAAUUAGUGAGGUCAGAACAUGAUUUUUUUUCAUUGUGAGCACAGUAUGACCAGACACGAGAGGAGGGGGAACAGGGCGCGUCAGAGGAUUCAACCUAUUCUAUUUUUUUAUUUAGCUUUGUGUCAUAUCGUAUCAUAUGUACCUUUCAGUAAUUGUCAUCUGAUAGCUACUAUAUUGUUUUCAAAUCAGUGUUAAUGAGGUGAAACAUGGAGCCUUCUGUCUCUUCGGCAGGAUGAAGUAUCUGAUUUGGUUAAAAGCUUUACCAUCCAUAAGGUUGUUAUCAUUGGACUGGCUGAGUGACCAGGCUCUCAAAUAUGACCAUCUCCUUUUAUUUCUUCUAGUCCUGUAAUUCUAGACUUAUUUUUUUGUAAAAGACCAAUAAAUGUAUGCAUUAUACAAAAUGUGUUUUGCUCACCUGA
Messenger RNA from Clupea harengus (Atlantic herring), 9190 nucleotides. Its product is annotated as myosin-10. The record is from RefSeq and is a predicted model, not a curated record. The transcript has 43 exons. Gene Ontology annotation, biological process: actomyosin structure organization; mitotic cytokinesis; regulation of cell shape. Gene Ontology annotation, molecular function: microfilament motor activity; actin filament binding; ATP binding. Gene Ontology annotation, cellular component: myosin II complex; cytoplasm; myosin filament. Lineage: Eukaryota; Metazoa; Chordata; Actinopteri; Clupeiformes; Clupeidae. The coding region runs from base 1238 to 7357 and encodes 2039 amino acids.